Messenger RNA from Hypoxylon fragiforme, 1052 nucleotides. RefSeq names its product NAD(P)-binding protein. Lineage: Eukaryota; Fungi; Ascomycota; Sordariomycetes; Xylariales; Hypoxylaceae. The transcript is spliced from 2 exons. Bases 284 to 1039 code for a protein of 251 amino acids. The record is from RefSeq and is a predicted model, not a curated record.
CUAACUAACUACAUAGUUACCUAUUAUGUGCUUAUUAAGCGAGACAUAAGGCACGGAUAAACAAAUACUUAUGUGACUAGAACCACUAGGUAUGUACAGUACAUGCUACAUACAUAUUAGUACAUAUAUGUAUUUGCCCAACUUCAUAUUUUCUAUCAUGAGACGGUGUCAAAAGUAAUUCAGUGCUUUAACAAUCUCGAAUCUUCCGAGGCAGAAGGCUUUGAAACCCUUAAGUCUCUCCCUCUCCUUCCUCAUAUCCGUUGCUUAUCUCUGAAACCUGGUCAUGUCAACUCUCGAGGGCAUGGUCUUUGCGAUUACGGGUGGUGCGAGUGGAAUUGGCUUCGCAACUGCCCAGAUUCUGUCCAAACGCGGCGGAACUGUCUGUAUAGCCGACGUAGACGCAAUAGCCAUGGGAAAUGCAGAGGCAUACUUCGCUAACUUGAAGGUUCCGUUCAUCAUCACCAAGGUAGAUGUUUCCAACCGGGAUGAGGUGGAUUCUUGGAUCGAUGGCAUUAUUCAGAAAUAUGGCAGACUUGACGGUGCUGCUAACGUCGCUGGCAUCAUUGGCAAGCACCAUGGCGUGCGAGAUGUUGUAGACCUUGACGAUGACGAGUGGCACAAGAUAAUUGCUGUUAAUCUUACGGGGACAAUGUAUUGCUUGAGGGCCGAGCUCAGAAAAAUCGUUGACGGUGGUUCUAUUGUGAAUGUUUCCUCUAUCCACGGCCUUCAAGGAUUUGCUAAGCACGGAGCUUACGAUGCGAGCAAGCAUGGUAUCAUAGGGCUGACGAAAGCGGCGGCUAAGGAAAACGGCGCUCGAGAAGUUCGCGUGAAUGCAGUAGCGCCUGGGGCAAUUUACACUCCACUGAUGGAAAAGAGUUGGAAGAUCCAUAACCGGCCAACCGAUGCGCCAUACGAUGAUGCAGCGGCUUUCCAUAGGCAGGGGACUUCUGUGGAGUGUGGCAACGUUAUUGCCUUCCUCUUAGGCCCCGAUAGCAAGUACGUGAGUGGAAGUGUCUAUUCUGUCGACGGCGCAAUGUAGCGCGCAAACAGGA